Molecule: messenger RNA, 2622 nt
Organism: Schistosoma spindalis
Lineage: Eukaryota; Metazoa; Platyhelminthes; Trematoda; Strigeidida; Schistosomatidae
Source: the annotation of a GenBank genome assembly
AUGAGUUGGUUUCCAGAUGAGGAUGGGAUACGACAAACGUUAGAUUUGCUACAUAAUUCUCAAUCAACUGACACAAACGUUCAAAGGGUUGUGCAUGAGAAAUUGAAUGAGUUAAACAAUGUUCCUGAUUUUAACAAGUAUCUAGCUUAUAUCUUGACAAAUGCGGGCUCGGAAAGUGACAGCACGCGUUCUCUUAGUGGACUUAUUCUGAAAAAUAACUUGAAAAGUCACUUUAAGAGAUGCCCUCCUGAACUUAUUAGCUACAUCAAGGAUGGGUGUUUACGGUGCAUCAGUGAUAGCUCACCUAUGAUCAGAUCAAUUGUCGGGAUCCUUAUUACCACUAUUGUAACUAGUGACGGGAUACAAAAUUGGCCAGAGUUGCUCCCAAAGUUGGUGGAAUGUAUUGAUUCUCAUGAUAUUAAUUUUAUGGAGGGUGCUUUUGGUGCGAUCGAAAAAAUAUGCGAAGAUUCUUCGUCUCAACUUGAAACCGAUCGUAUUGGUUGUCCUAUAGGACUACUUAUUCCAAAAUUCUUACAAUACUCCCGACAUGACAGUGCCAAAAUCAGGUCCCAUGCUCUUGCAUGCAUCAACCACUUCAUACAUAGUCAAUCUCAGGUUCUCCUGCACUUUGUUAACGAGUUUCUGGAGUGUUUGUUCGCUUUAGCCGAAGAUGAAGAUCCAAAUGUUCGACGACAUGUUUGCUCUGCAUUUGUACAGCUUCUGGAAGCUCACUUAGAUAAAUUACUUCCAAAUUUGCCUGAUAUUAUAGAGUUUAUGCUUCUUCGCACUCAAGAAACCGAUGAAAAUAUUUCAAGGGAGGCAUGUGAAUUUUGGCUUUCGCUUUCUGAACAACCUGUAUGCCACCAAGCUCUGUCGCCGUAUAUUGGGCGACUUAUCCCAGUCUUAGUUUGUGGAAUGAAGUAUUCAGAAAGUGACAUGGUGUUACUUCGAAAUGAUUUAGAAGAAGAUGCUCACCUGCCUGACAAGGAAUGCGAUAUUCGACCGCGGUUUCAUAAGACAAAAAAUAAACUUUUCUCUCCGGAGGAUGAUGACGAAGAUGAAGACGACGAUUACGUUUCCAAUUGGACUCUCAGGAAAUGUUCUGCUGCUGCCCUUGAUGUGUUGGCUAGUGUGUUCCACACAGAUUUCUUACCUAUUUUGUUGCCAAUCACAAAAGAACUUCUGUUUUCUCCUCAGUGGGAGCUUAAGGAGUCUGGUAUUUUGGUUCUUGGUGCUAUUGCAGAAGGUUGUAUGAAGGGCAUGAUUCCAUACCUUCCAGAGUUAUGUCCGUUCCUCAUUGGUUGUCUAUCGGAUGAUAGGCCUCUCAUACGUAGUAUAACUUGUUGGACAUUAAGCCGUUAUUCUCAUUGGAUCGUCGGACAACCUCAUGAGCAAUACUUCAAACCUUUAAUGGUUGAGCUCCUCAAAAGAAUUUUGGAUUGUAACAAACGUGUUCAGGAGGCAGCCUGUUCUGCUUUCGCUACUCUAGAAGAAGAAGCAUGUACAGAUCUCGUCCCAUAUCUGGACCUCAUCUUACGAACUCUCGUGUACGCGCUUAAACAAUAUCAACACAAAAACUUGUUUAUUUUAUAUGAUGCUAUAGGUACACUUGCAGAUUCUGUUGGUCAUCAUCUCAAUCGACCGGAUUUCAUAGAGAUGCUUAUGCCGCCGCUUUUUGAGAAGUGGAACGUUUUACGAGAUGAUGAGAAAGACUUAUUCCCCCUUCUGGAGUGCCUUUCUAGCAUGGCUACUGCUCUAGGAACAGGUUUCCUACCCUACUGCGCUCCUGUGUUUAGUCGAUGUGUUAAUUUAAUUGAUAGAACAAUACAACUCAGUAAGCUACAUGCUCAACAACCAGAAGUAUAUGAACCACCAGACAAAGACUUUAUGGUGAUUUCUCUGGAUCUCCUAAGUGGGCUUAUGGAAGGUCUUGGGUCUCAGAUGGAACAUUUAGUAUCAAGUAGCCCCUUAGUAAAGUUACUGUGUGAAGCAGCUCAAGAUGCUCAACCAGACGUCCGCCAGAGUAGUUUUGCUCUCUUGGGUGAUUUAACAAAGGCAUGUUUUGCGCACAUCCAACCUCAGAUUGGUCAGUUUAUGACAAUUUUGGCUAAUAAUCUGAGUUCUGAGCAUAUAUCUGUUAGUAACAAUGCUAUUUGGGCAAUCGGAGAAAUUUGUAUUCAAUUGGGUGAAGGGAUGGCACCGUUUGCUUCUUUGUUCAUUCAUCCCUUGAUAGAAAUUAUCAAUCGUCAAAGCACACCUAAGACACUCCACGAAAAUACUGCGAUAACGAUUGGACGUCUUGGUUUUGUUUGUCCUGGUGAAUUGGCUCCUCAUCUAAGCACUUUCAUUCGUCAGUGGUGUCUGUUUCUGCGCAAUAUAAGGGACAAUGAAGAAAAAGACAGUGCAUUUCGUGGUAUUUGUAAUUUGAUUACGCUCAAUCCUGCCGGUGUCUUGCACGAUUUUCUUUUCUUUUGUGACGCUGUAGCUUCUUGGAAUAAUCCUAAAGACGAUUUAAAAGAUAGAUUUAAUGCCAUUUUACAUGGAUUCAAAGUCCAGGUUGGAGAAGAUGAUUGGACUGAUUCAUGUAAUGCGAUGAAAUUAGAAGAACAAAUGUCGCUUUAA